AAUGCUGAUCCACUUAAAAGACCAACUAUUGAAGAGCUUUGUGAAUUCGCUAAUUAUGAACUUAUAAAUAUCUAUAAAAAUGGAAAUUCCAAUAAUACUAUUUCAAUUUCACCAAUUUUCAAUCAAAAAAAUAAAAAAUAA
Messenger RNA from Dentiscutata erythropus, 141 nucleotides. The record is from the annotation of a GenBank genome assembly. Lineage: Eukaryota; Fungi; Glomeromycota; Glomeromycetes; Diversisporales; Gigasporaceae.